AUGUGUAUCAGAUGUAUCUGUCUGCUGUGGGCUAUGUCUCAACAUUUUGUGACUGGGUAUUUGCAUUGGUGUGUGUGCCCUCCAGUGCUGGAUUUAGUGCAGCACAAGGAAGGCAUCGUGGACUCGCUACCUCAGAGCUUAUUGGACGGGCGCCCUGGCAGCUCGCUGCUGCUCACACCUCAGCAGAUUCAGCAGUUACAACAGCAGCUGGGGGUAGGGGAGGGGGGAGGGGCAGUGACGGUGACCCUGCACGGCCAGGGUGGCGGACAGUAUGUGUUGACACCUCAGGCUCCGACAUUCUACCCCGAGAUCCUCGGUCACACGACACACAGCAUACUACACCACCAUGUGCGCCAAGCGAGCAUUAUACAGCAGGUCGGCCACACCUCCAGCAUACAACAGGUGGGCGUGGGAGUCGGUGGUCAGGCUAGUGUCAAGCCUGGGUCGCCUUUCUCUUCACGACUUACGCCGUCCCCCUCCCAGCAGCAGCGAGUCGUCACCCCUCAACCCCCCACCAUCAUCAACCACCAGGUGAUGGGGGCUCCUCAGGUGCCACAGGUCCUGCAGAUAUUCCAGCAGGCGACACGGAACACCGUAGGGGUGGGUAGUGGCGUUUCUACAAUGAAGACAAAGCAGCCGCCACAAAUUCUACCGAAGCCCCCGGGCAGUGCUGCCACCCCCAACAAGCAAUCAGCACCACAGCCGUCUACCAGCCCCGCCAUCACCAUACCUGCCCCCGCCCAGCAAACUAUCCUGCUCAAUCAGAUGAUCCCUGGUGGUGUAGGUCCGAUGUUGGUCCAGCAGCAGACCAGCAGUGGUGUCCAGCUGAUAUUGCGCUCUCCACCGCCCCAGCAUACAACCAAACAACCUACUGUGGUACUCAGUAAUGGCCCGCAGCCCACAGUACUGGUACAGCACAACCCUUCCCGCGCACAGGCCCAGCCGCAACUAGUGCGACUGGUCACAGGGCAGACACUACAACUGCAACACAUACAGACAUCCUCGGGCCCAGCACUUAUAGCUGUACCUGCCCCCACCACUCCCACGCCACCUCCGCAGCCGUCGUCGCCAAAGAACAAGUUGAAGAAGAAGAAGAAAAAAGAGGAUGAAGGACCUACGAGAUUGGACCUGGCGAAUCUUAUGAAACUGUCAGGUAUUGAUGAUGAUGACAUGGCGCCAGUAUCAGUCGCACAGCAGACUCAGACACCUCAACAGUCGCCUACUCCACCCCCUCCGCCACAGCCAACACCCCCGGCACCUACCCCUCCCUCGCCUAAACAGCCUCAGCCGACCAUCAUCACACCUUCUCAGUGCACAAACCAAGGGUUACGAGUUUCAGUCGGUGAAGAUGGGAGAAUGAUACUGCAUCAAACUCAACCUCAGGUGAGUGUGAGUGGGGGUGUGACACCCAGCAUAGCAGCUGCUGCCCAAAGUCAGCUGGCACAACUACUGGCGAGUCAUGGAGACAGCAUACUGCAGAAUAAUUCCAGUCUAGCGGGAGCACCUAACAAAGAUUCGGCUGCUCUACUUCAAUCUUUGCAGACUGCGGUGUUGAGCUGGGCCAACACAGACUCGCUGGUGAUGAAGGCUGCAGGUGGCCAGGUGGCUCUGGCGCAGGCUCCACAGGUGGUCAUCAACACAGGUGUACGCCGCCCAGCCAACACACCUAGUGUGGUGGUGGCCAAUCCUCAGCUGCUGGACACCUCACACAACGGUGUCAUCAUCAACGGCCUCCACGACCGAGUGUUGCUCAGCGAACAGCAGAACCGAGUGCAGAUCGUAACUAGUGUUCCUCAUUCAUCAGUGUCUUUCAGUGAUCAAAACCGGUUCCAUACUAUCGUGUCUCGUGCGCCGAGUUCGUGUUCGACGAGUAUGUCCUUAGAACAGCAGAACAGAGUGCAGAUUGUGUCUGGUGUUCCUACUUCCACCACAAUGUCGCUGACAGAACAGCAGAACCGUGUGCAGAUAGUUUCGGGCAGUCAGAUGAGCACGGGGAUGUCCUUAACCGAUCAGCAGAGUCGAGUGCAGAUCGUGUCGGGUGUGCCGAGUGCGAACUCCCUGUCUCUGACGGAACAACAGAACCGAGUCCAGAUUGUGUCGGGAGUUCCUAACUCGACUUUGACUGAACAGCAAAAUCGGGUGCAAAUAGUUUCUGGUAUCCCUAGUUCUAGCUCUGUCUCACUGACUGAGCAAAAUCGUGUUCAAAUUGUGUCGGGAGUGGCCAAUCCUGCAAUGUCUCUUAGUGAACAAAAUAGAGUGCAAAUUGUAUCGGCUGUGCCACACUCAAGUGCAAUGUCUCUGGAGCAACAAAACCGUGUUCAAAUAGUUUCAGGAGUUCACAGCUCCAGUGCCAUGUCCAUGACAGAGCAGCAGAAUCGAGUGCAGAUUGUUUCUGGGAUCACAAACAAAGCCAUGUCACUUACCGAACAACAGAACAGAGUUCAAAUUAUCUCCAGCGUUCCCAGUGCUAAUUCCAUGUCUUUGACUGAACAACAAAAUAGGGUGCAGAUCGUAUCGGGUAUGCAAAAUACUAACUCAUUAUCUUUAGAACAGCAAAACAGGGUUCAAAUUGUGUCGGGAAUGCAGGCCGGUGGGAUGUCUUUAGCGGAGCAACAAAAUAGGGUUCACAUAGUUUCAGGAGUAGCUAACUCCAGCUUGUCUUGUGAACAGAAUCGGGUUCAAAUCGUGUCAGGGAUGAGUAACUCAACAGGAAUUCAAAUCAAUGAGCAGCCAACAAACAGAGUUCACGUUGUUUCAGCCUCUACCAACACCACUGAACAUCCUAGUCGAGUACAGAUCGUGUCUGGCAUUCCCAACAGGACAGCUACUUCACUUGCAGACAGAAUACAUGUGGUGCAGAAUGAUCAAAGCAGAGUUCAGAUUGCUAAUAGUGUUCCUGGUUUGACAUUUUCUGAUCAUCAGAACAGGCUCCAUAUAGUUUCAGGUAACACAAAUUCCAACCCAGUGUUAUCUGAGCAAAAUAGAGUGCAAAUAGUAACAGGGGUUCCUAACACUAAUAUUUUAUCUUUGAGUGAACAGCAAAGCAGGGUACAAAUUCUUUCUAACACAAGUCACAAUAGUGUUUCCCUUGCUCCUGAACAACAGAGGGUGCAACUAGUGGCAGGACUUAGUUCAGAUCCAACAGUGCAAAUAAUUACUUCCAUGGCAAAUACAGACCAUUCUCGGAUAACCGGGUCCAGUAAUCUGACACUAAAUGAACAUCAAAGACUUCAAGUUGUUACUUCCCUUGCGAGCUCUGGGGGAAUUAGCGACCAACAGCGAGUGCAUAUAUUGUCUAAUUCUUCAAAUGAUAGGUUAAGGCCUCAUAUCGAACCUCAAAGACAAAUGCAGAGCAGUGGUGUGCAAACAGUGGAACAGUCUUUAAGACCUCAGUACCAACUUAAACCCCUGGCGAGGUCCCCCCAAAUGCCUCAGUACCAUCAACAAACUGUGAUUAGUCCGAGGUGUAACCCAGUAGCUUCUCCUCAGUCUCCUCGAGGUAGCAACAGUAAAAGUCCCAUCAUAUAUCCUAGCCACAGCCCUCAGCAGAAUCAACAACCCUCUCCUCAACAACAGCAACAGACUCAACAACCCAAACCCUCGUUCUCCAAUCGUCCCAACCUUAUUGUUGUUACACAGUCGUCACCUUCCCAAUUCCACCACAGCUCGCAGACAACCACAUCACAGUCUCAAGCUACUCAACACGAGGGUCACACCAUUAUCAAUCAUUAUCCACCGCAGUUUGUCAGCAAACCUACACCUACGCACACAUCACAACCACAUCUCAACCAUCAAAUGGACACCUCCAACCACAACCACCCUUCUGUGAUCACGUCGCUGGCCAGUUGUCAGACAACCACGGCCAUCACCAAGCCACUGCAAGCGGUCACCAGACAACCCCAAACACAGAGAUUACCGACCACCACCUCCACCUCCACUGCGACCACUACCACCACGUCUAUCGGUUCGUCCUAUCAAAACUCGUUUCUUGACACUAUUGCACAGUCUCAUCCGAGCCUGGUGAUAAACAAGUCACCCACUCCGCCAAUUGCAUCUAAAGCGCUCAAACCGAAAAAGUUACCAAAGAAAUCCGCGGUGGUGAAACCGAUGAUGCACGAGGAGCGGACAGGGACACCUCCGUGUGAGAAGGAGCCAGAACCUCCCAGCCUGGUGCCUAUCAGUACACAGUGUGAACAGACGCACACACCUAACAUACAGAGGGUGCAGACAAUACAGCUCACUCCUCAGAAACAACAGCAUCUGAAAGCUGUGCAAAACCAAAUCCAACUGCUGUCAUCCAAGAAGCCGAGAACUCCUCAAGAAAACCAAAGCCUGCAGCGGUUGUUUAUGGAGCAGCAAAAGAUAUUGUUCUCAGGAAAGCUGAUCCCCACCAUUCCAGGACAGCAUGCUCAGGGCAUUACUUUUCAAGUGUCAACGCCUGUAAGAGUGUUGCCCGCUCCGCCCAGUAGUCCCCGCCAGCCUCCGCCACCUCCACCUCCAGUCUCAGCACCCCCACCUCCUCCACCACCACCACCUCCCCCUACUGUGUCUAAAGCUACGUCACCUAUACACGUUCAGGUUGGCACACAAACCAGCUGUGAACCGUCUCCGAGUCCUCCAACUCUCAGUCUCGCCAAGAGAGCCACCUUGAUUGAUCAGCAGCAGAGAGCAGACAGACAAGGAGCGACGGCGCCCGAUGUCAACACUCCGUUUGCUGGCACUAGCGAUGCGGUCAAGCGGCUGGUCAGAUACCACUGCCUGGACGAGCCUGUGUUUAGUGAGGGCGACCUGCAGAAGGCGGACGAGAUCUUUGAGGCGACUGCGCGACACUUGCUGGACAAGAACCAGCAGAUGCUCAACAAGUAUCGCUACCUGCUUCUGAUGGAAAGCAUGAGACAAGUACAGACCAGUGAGCUGAUCAUGCUGGGGCGGAUGUUUGUCAGUGAUGAGACAGCCAGACUAGAGGCAGUCAAGCUGGAAGCCAGCGCUCCUACACCUCCAGUUAAAAAAGAACGAGAAGACAAGACAUCGCCAGUAGUCGUGAAGAAGGAGCCGGAGGACCACUCACACCAUCACCACAACCACGGUGGUGGGGGUGAUCAGCUGACCCGCAGCCACGACCGAGCAGUGAAGAGGGAACGUGAGGAGGCAGACGACGGAGUCAGCGUCAAGAAACACUGUGCAGAUGACGAGGAGAUCAACGCACAAGUGCAGAAUGCAAUCGACAGUAUCCUAAACCUCGGAAACAAAGGGUCAGACCCGGUGAUAGACGAGGCUGUUCGCAGCAUCUUGUCGUCUUGACCUGCCCCCGCCCCCCCACCACAAGCUCCACCGAGGCAAGUCCACUUGCGGAGAAUCGUUUUCCAUUCGUUGAUGUUAAAUUUGUUAAAAUUUACCGGAAGUUAUGAACUGUGCUGUAACAUGAAAAAUCAAAGAGUGAUUUUUCAAGGGCAUGUUCGAUGUGUGCCUUUGUUUUAAAGUUGUUUUUAAUUGCUCGAUAGUUAAAAUCAUAUUUUAUAAAUGUUUUAUAUGGUUCAGAAAUAUCUUAUCGAACAGUAAUUUCAUAAAAAUCACUCAUAGAAAAUGUAACUUUGUAACUUUUAAAGAUAGGUUGGUUUGACAGGGGUUGCUAGUAAAAGAAAAAAAUGCAAUUACAGAAAGAUUCUGUGACUACAAAAUAUCUUAUUUGCAUGUUCACUGAGUUUUAACUAUGCACAAAAUGUUUCUACUCAAUAUUCAUAAAUAUUUUAUAAUUGAUUAUCAUUUUUAGAUAGUUUGCGAUGAAGUCAGAAUCCUCCUAAUUUGUUGAAGCCACUUUUAGGGCCGAAAUUAAUAACUUCCGCAAACCCGCAGACUGAGCGAAUUUCCAUUUGCGAGAUUGUAUUUUUACUGAAAUGUGCCACAUUUAUUCUGUAUUUAAAUAACAUUAGGUUUAAUGAGUACUUUGGUUUACUGCUACAGGGAAAGUAACAGUGAUUUUUAGUGAGAUUUCGAGAUUUGAAUAUUGUAAUGUGAUAUAAAUAAUUUACCAAAUUUGAUCAAAACAAUAAAAUGUACAUAGUAAACAAGUUAACCACAACAACUUUAUUUUUUCCGUAAGAAUAAAAUGAUAAACCUUUUAAUUCGAUGCUUGUAAGACAGAGGUUCUCAGACAGUUUGUCUCAUGUAAGCGAUGAAUUGUCCAUCAAUGCUUCAAUAUAUAAAAUUCUUUUUUUAAGCUGUACAUGAUGGCUCUAAUAGCAAAUUAGGUAUUUCCAUGUUUCAAAGGUGAAAAUUUGAAAUUAAAACAUUUUUUUUUUCAAACCCCAUAACAGCCCGUUUCUGUGACCCGAUCUUACUGGUUCAAGUUUUCAUUCAUGUUUAUCCAGCUCUACAUUUUCAUGACCAAAAUUUUACUCUAGUUAUGGUGUUCAGGGACACGCAUAUAGAUAUCAAAAUUUGAACUUUAUAGUGUUCUUGUCCUCUGGGGACAUCAAAAUAAAAAUGUAUACCGGUCCCUAGUCUAAGCCUUUCCGAGCUGCCUAGGGAUCUUUCCCUAUAAGAAAAUUCACCAGUGGGCUAGAGCUUUUAACUUUGACUGGCAGGAGAACAUCCAUAAAAUGCAUAAAUAUGAAAUGAAAUGUUUAUUCAUCACUCAAAUUUACAUAAUUGAGGCAUUCAGAAGUCAAUCCGACAAAGUCCUAUCAACGAAAAUGUGCAGUCGGCCUAUAGAGAAUUAAAGUUAUCUUUGAAUGGAAAAUUCUGAGAGAUUUUUAGCAAAUUUUUACUAGGCUCAACCUCAACAUAUGUCUUACAAUAAUUGCCAACUUUUUAACCUAUACUUACGUUAUUGUAAAAUUAAAAUUUCUUGAAAUUAAAAAAAUAUAGUCAUUUUCAAUGGAGUUAGUCACAUUGCCAACAGAAAAGAUUCAACAAAACAUUCUGAGUGGUUUGUAUAAAAGUUACUUUGUUUAACAAAUACUCAAAAAGUAAAACUCGAUCAAAUAAAAAAGAACAAUGUAUUAUUGCAAAUCAUUUAAAUACAAAUUCUGGCAUUUGAUAAAACAUAAAUAUGGGUUUCAUGCUAAUACAAGCAGCUUCAUUCUGCGUUGGUAAUGCAUUUGUCGUCACUCUCAACUUCGCCUUGCAAGAUAUGAAAGAACUCAUCAUACAAAAGCACUAUAAAGCUCUUAGCACAACAACUUAGCAAAAAAAACCUUUUACCAUGACAGUUCAACAUGAAACAUCAGUUAGUUGACAGUUGUUAUGGAAACAUGGAGUUAAUAAAAAAAACUGGCCUCCGAAACAGCUGGGGAAAGGUUCAGUUUGUAUAACAUUUAGCGCAUUCUAGCGGCAAACUAAUGAAGUAUGGAGUUAGUCGUCUUGGCCACUGAAAAUCCUUUACAAAAGCAAUCUAACCAUGUUAUGAACUCGAUUUGAACAAAAAUUGGACUUAGUCAGAUUGACUUCUGAGGCCACUGAAAAUCCUUUACAAAAGCAAUCUAACCAUGUAAGCCUUCUUUCACACCAGCGCGGUGCGGGACCGUCCCGCACCGGACGAAGCUGUUUAUACUAUUGAAUCAUAUGGGAGCUUUCACACCAGUGCGGGUUCACCCGGAUAGACCUAAACCUCUGUCCGGGUUGAAAAAUCACCCGCACGAACCUAAACUUCCAAUGCGGGACGGAACCGCAUGUAUCGUGUUUAGAUCAUGGGCUCUUAUGUACGCUUUCACACUUGUGCGGGACGGGCUGGUUUCGCCCGCACAUAAAUCAGUAUUUUUGACAGUCUCCGUCCAUAGUGGUUGAGUGUGGUUGAUUUUGUAGUACUCUUGUUAACUUGGGAAGUUGUUGUUUUUGGUAUGGAGGUUGAAAUUUAUAUAGAGGUGAUUAGUUUGGUCAAGCUUUAUAUUUUGGUUUAGUUUGAAAGCCAGUGUGUAUAACGAAACCCCCACUGCAGCAAACCAUCUUUCAUUUGCAUGUUUAAAUUUGUACAAACGAUUUGAUUAAACCUGCAUGAUUUAUUUAAUAUAAAUCAUUUGGUUUAACGAACACUUACAU
Molecule: messenger RNA, 8037 nt
Organism: Macrosteles quadrilineatus (aster leafhopper)
Lineage: Eukaryota; Metazoa; Arthropoda; Insecta; Hemiptera; Cicadellidae
Product: mucin-4-like
Exons: 18
Coding region: 1-5301 (1766 amino acids)
Biological process (GO): positive regulation of DNA-templated transcription
Cellular component (GO): SWI/SNF complex
Source: RefSeq, a predicted model, not a curated record